CUUUGACCUCCCUCGGCCAACCCUACCUGCCUUCCUUCCCCCAUUCUCACUUUUGACACCCUUUUACCUCACACUUCCUCUUUAUAGCCGUUGCACUCCCCUCUUUGUUCAGCCCCUAACACCAACGCAAAAAUGAAAAAAACCCCUUCACUUUCAGCACAGCUUCACGAGAAACCUGACAAAGAACCGCCCCCACGAGCUUCACCUUCUUCUUCCAAAUGUUCUCCAAGCCACUCUCUUCUUUCUUGCUCUUUGAAACGGAAAAGACCGCCUAAGAUUGAGAUCCCAAAUGUCUUGCAAGAAAUCCAAGCCAACACCCUGAAAGUUAAAGAUGUUACCCCUCAAGAUGACGCCGUUAGCUUCGGUGGGUUGGGUGUGGGUGUUUUCUCUGUCAAAGGCAAAAAGAAGUUCAUGGAAGAUACUCACAAGAUCGUUUCUUGUUCGCAUGGAAAUUCAAACAAAGCUUUUUUUGGCGUUUAUGAUGGACAUGGAGGGAAAAAGGCUGCUGAAUUUGUUGCAGAAAACUUGCACAACAAUAUUUUUAAGAUGUUGAAGAAUUGUGAAGGAAAUGAGGAGAAGGAGGAGGCAGUUAAGGCUGGUUACCUCAAAACAGAUGAGGAGUUCUUGAAGCAGGAUGUAGCCAGUGGUACCUGCUGUGUCACAGCAGUAAUAGAAGGUGAGGACAUUGUUGUGUCAAACUUGGGAGAUUGCAGGGCUGUGUUGUAUAGAGGAGGAGUAGCUGAAACGCUUACAACAGAUCAUAAAGCAGAACGAGAGGAUGAAAGAAAAAGGAUUGAGAAUAAGGGAGGAUAUGUUGAGUUUCACCGAGGAGCUUGGAGAGUUCAUGGAAUACUCUCUGUGUCUAGAAGUAUUGGAGAUGCCCAUCUGAAGCACUGGGUACUGGCUGAUCCUGACACGAAAAUUCUUCAGUUGACUCCAGAUAUGGAGUUCCUUGUUUUGGCUUCUGAUGGUCUUUGGGAAGAGGUUAGCAGCCAGGAAGCUGUUGAUAUUGUGGCACGACUAUUGUCUGGAAAACGACUGGGUGCUGCUGGAGGUCUUAGUAAUGAACAUGAUGAGGAUUUUGGCUGUGUGAAUGUAAGUCCGUCAAAAAUAAGAAGAGUUUCACUGGUUAAGCAGCAGAAGGAGACCAGUCAGUCACCAAGAUACAAGAAGAACAUUGAUAGCUGGAAAGAUAAUGAAAGUCCGUCAAAAAUAAGAAGAGUUUCACUGGUUAAGCAACAGAAGGAGACAAGUCAGUCACCAAAAUACAAUCAGAAGAUUGAUAGCUGGAAAGAUAAUGAAGAUGACGUUGGUUGUGAAAAUGGAAGUCCACCAUCGAAGUUACGAAGAAUUUCCUUGGUCAAGCGGAUAAGCAUGAAGCCUGAGUCUCCUAGUCAAGAAAACACCAGUUUUAAGAAGGGACCAUCAUCUGCUGGUCUUAUGGCUGCUUGUAAGGAGCUCGCUAGCCUUGCUGUGAGUAGGGGUAGUUUAGAUGAUAUCACCAUCAUGAUAAUUGAUUUAAAUCACUUCGGAUGAAUUCCUGCUUGCUUUACAUCUAGUGAUCAGAGGCAAGCUGAUGAGCCAGCCAGCGUAGGCAGAUCAGGCCAGAGCGUUUUUAUGUCAGUAUAUCGAACAAAGCUUGCCGGUCAGUGCCGCUUGAUUACUGUUACAUGGUGCAGGAAUUUGUUACUACAUGGUCUAUCUGUUUCUGUUCAAGGACCUGACGGGGACGAGCAUUAUAGGUGCAAAGUUGAGCUGAAGCCAUGGUAUUUCUGGAGAAAACAAGGCUCCAAGCAUUUUAUUGUUGAUGGUAGGACUGUUGAUGUGGUUUGGGACCUCAAGGCCGCAAAAUUCAAUGGUGAGACCGAGCCGCGAUCAGAUUACUAUGUUGCCAUCGUUUGUGAAGAUGAGGUGGUUUUACUUCUUGGUGAUCAAAAGAAAGACGCUUAUAGAAAGACAGGUUGCAGGCCAUCUCUUAUUGAACCGAUGUUAGUCUCCAGGAGGGAACAUAUAUUUGGUAAGAGGAAGUUCUCCACAAGGGUUAAGUUUAAUGACAAGGGAACCUUUCAUGAUAUCUCAGUCGAAUGCAACAAUUGCAUCAGCAGCAACAGCAGCUCUGAUGGGUUUGAUCCAGUAUUGGAGAUAAGAGUAGAUGGGAAAGUAGCGAUUCAGGUUAAGCACCUCCAGUGGAAAUUUAGAGGCAAUGAGUCCAUUAAUGUGGGAAAAAGUGGAGUAGAAGUUUUCUGGGAUGUUCACGAUUGGCUCUUUGGUUCUGGGCCAAGGCAUGGUCUUUUCAUAUUUAACCCAAUUCCAUCAUCUUCUGUAUCGCCAUCAUCAAUAUCAGCUCCAUCAUCCCCUCCAACAUCAUCAUGGACAUCGAUGCCUGUGUCAAAUCAGGAAGUGAAUUCUGCAUCAGGAGAUUAUGAUAAUGCAGCGGGUUCCUCCAAGUUCUGCUUAUUUCUAUAUGCCUGGAAGGUGGAAUGAAAAUUGUACAGUGCAUGGCACAUGAGUGGUUCCUUCAUACAUCAUCAUUACUAUAUCAUCAACAUCAUCAUCAUCAUUCAUGCAUCAUUUCCUGUGAAUUAAAAGCCGGUCAAACUGAUUGAGCUCCCAUAUUCAAAUAGAGAAAAAUGAAGGAUUAGGCUUUGGUUACCAACAUAAGGGCCCAAAGAAAGCUGGAAGAUGGCACUGCUGGACAGGAUUGGACAGGCCAGAUUGGACGACCUUGGAAGUUUUCCAAUAAUUCUCCAAUCUCCAGUACCAAUCAAGACUUUGAAAUGGUUUUGUAAUGUAGUUCAUAUAGAUAUAUAUUUGAAAUAUAUUGCGUGUGGCAACAGGGGGUCAACAGUGUUUAUAAUGAUGUAUGAAUCCGGCAAAAACAGCUGAUAUGUAGGAUGAUAUUAUGCAGUUGAUGGUGAUUGAAUCACCAAUUGGCAAGAGCCCGUGCAUACGCAUGCGUUUAGUGGAAAUGGAAGCUGUUGGUUUUCUCUCUUUUUCAAUAAAUGGUUGUUGUAGCUUUACAUGUGAUUUAUGGUUACAAGUUUGGAAAGUUAUAUUAACUAAGUAAUUUGAUCA
Theobroma cacao (cacao) is the source of this 3075-nucleotide messenger RNA. Its product is annotated as Protein phosphatase 2C family protein. Gene Ontology annotation, biological process: protein dephosphorylation. Gene Ontology annotation, molecular function: protein serine/threonine phosphatase activity; cation binding. The record is from RefSeq and is a predicted model, not a curated record. Lineage: Eukaryota; Viridiplantae; Streptophyta; Magnoliopsida; Malvales; Malvaceae.